Messenger RNA from Daldinia decipiens, 1269 nucleotides. Its product is annotated as 4-nitrophenylphosphatase. Gene Ontology annotation, molecular function: phosphoglycolate phosphatase activity; alkaline phosphatase activity. Lineage: Eukaryota; Fungi; Ascomycota; Sordariomycetes; Xylariales; Hypoxylaceae. The record is from RefSeq and is a predicted model, not a curated record. The transcript is spliced from 4 exons. Bases 100 to 1023 code for a protein of 307 amino acids.
UUAUACGAUAAAUAGAUCGCGACGACGACAACAACUGCCAUUGAACAAUAACCAACAAUAUAAAUCCGUUACAUUUUCCGAAGCUUUCUGAUAGAAAAGAUGCCACAAACACCCAAGUACCUGACGGGUGAUUCAGCUGCUAUUAAUGAGUUUCUCGAUAAGUUUGACGUUUUCCUACUCGAUUGCGAUGGAGUCUUAUGGUCUGGGGACAAUGUCUUCGAGGGCAUCGUCGAGACGCUGGAGAUGCUGAGAUCCAGGGGAAAACGGAUUGUAUUCGUUACGAAUAAUUCUACAAAAGACCGCCCGGGCUAUCAACAGAAGCUGACGGGCUUGGGUAUCCCUAGUAAUGUCGAGGAGAUAUUCGGCUCGUCUUACUCAGCUGCAGUAUAUAUCUCACGCAUCUUAAAACUACCCGCACCUAAGAACAAGGUCUUCAUCAUCGGCGAGAGCGGCAUGGAGUCCGAGCUGCGCACCGAGGGUGUACCCUUCAUCGGCGGCACAGACCCGGCUUUAAGACGAGACAUUACACCCGAGGACUUCAAGGGGCUGGCUGACGGCUCUUUGUUGGAUCCGGAUGUCGGUAUUGUACUUGCCGGGUUGGAUUUCCACAUCAACUAUCUCAAGCUAUCUAUAGCCUACCAGUAUAUACGACGUGGUGCCAAGUUCAUCGCGACAAACCUCGACAACUUGCUACCUAUGGGUGACACCUUCUUCCCCGGCGCCGGUUCUAUAUCCAUCCCACUGGUCAACAUGACCGGACAGACACCCUUGACCUUGGGAAAGCCCAGUCAGGCCAUGAUGGAUGCGAUCGAAGGGAAGUUCCAGUUGGACCGGGCGCGGACUUGCAUGGUCGGCGAUAGGUUGAAUACCGAUAUCCAAUUCGGCGUCGAGGGCAAGCUGGGCGGGACUCUACAUGUGCUCACUGGUGUUCACAAGCGGGAGGAUUGGGAGGCUGAGAAUGCCGUGGCCGUCCCCGCCUACUAUGCCGAUAAGCUGAGCGAUCUCCGAGGUGCGACAUCAUGACGAGAUGCACUCUAUCCCUCUCAUGUCCCAUGCUAUCCAGCAUUUAUUUAGACUUAGAUUUGAUGCGUAGCAUUAUGCUAUAGAGCCUAUAUAAAGUAUAGACAGACAGACAGAUAGAAACUACAAAUUUCGGAGAUACUAUCAGGAAAUCCUCGAAUCAUGGCACUCCAUCUGCUCUAAGCUUCGGCACAAUGCUGUCGACCAGCGGCGAGUAUACUAAACCGAGUUCUCCAACAGCUCUCCGAA